Messenger RNA from Telopea speciosissima, 474 nucleotides. Its product is annotated as protein STAY-GREEN homolog, chloroplastic-like. Bases 1 to 474 code for a protein of 157 amino acids. The transcript is spliced from 3 exons. The record is from RefSeq and is a predicted model, not a curated record. NCBI's taxonomy places the organism in Eukaryota, Viridiplantae, Streptophyta, Magnoliopsida, Proteales, Proteaceae.
AUGCAGGUUGCACGGCUCUUUGGGCCAGCGAUCUUAGGAGUAGAUAAAAAGAAACACCCAGGAAAUCUUCCGAGGACUUAUAUGCUCACCCACAGUGACAUUACCUCUAAACUCACCCUCGCUACCUCUCAAUCGAUCAACAGUGCUCAGCUACAGGGUUGGUAUAACAGGUUACAGAGGGAUGAAGUGGUUGCAGAGUGGAAAAAAGUUAAGGGAAAGAUGUCUCUCCAUGUUCACUGCCAUAUAAGUGGAGGUCAUUUCCUUCUAAAUCUUAUUGCAACUCAGAUACUUCAUCUUCUCUGUUUUGUCAGAUCUUCAAAAAGCAGCUGCAGUUGCAGCCGAGGAGAUAUCUCGAAAUGUAUUUCAUUCUCAACUUUCUCCUUAUCAGUGGAGUUUUAUUUUCAGAAUCGAUGUAACUACUUUUAUAUGAAUUUCAAUUUCCAAUUAUUGAUAAUAGCGUUGAAACAUUGCUAA